AUGGCCGAGCCGCCGCCACCUGGGGCCGCGGUGGCCGGGAAGUCCAGCGAGUCUGGCUCCGCACUGGACUUGGCCAGGCUGUCUCCGGCCGAGGGGCCGGGAGAGGAGUCCUCGGGCAGCGAGGGAGAGCGAGAAGGAAGCUCCCACAAGCUCGUCAGCAAAGUGUCCACAUCGGGCCAGAUGAGGAGCAAGAAAAGUGUGAAAGAAGGCCUUUUACUGAAACAGACCAGCUCCUUCCAGCGAUGGAAGCGGAGAUACGUCCGGAUUCGUGGAAAGACACUGUACUACGCCAAAGACUCCAAGUCCCUGAUCUUUGAUGAGGUCGAUCUUACCGAAGCCAGUGUAGCUGAGACCAGUACCAAAAACAUCAACAACAGCUUUACGGUGAUUACCCCGUUCCGAAAGCUCAUUCUGUGUGCGGAGAACCGGAAGGAGAUGGAAGAUUGGAUGGGAGCCCUGAAGGCUGUCCAGAAGUGGGCAGCUAAUGAGCAUUUUCAGCUGACAUCCGACCACUUCUCCAGCACCCACAACUGGUACACGUGCUCGCACGCACGCCCCACCUUCUGCAACGUCUGCCGGGAAUCCCUCUCCGGGGUCACUUCCCACGGCCUGUCCUGCGAAGUGUGUAAGUUCAAAGUUCACAAACGGUGUGCUGUGCGAGCCAGCGCCACCUGCAAAUGGACCACCCUGGCCACCAUAGGCAAUGACAUCAUUGAGGACGAAGAUGGCGUGGCCAUGCCCCAUCAGUGGCUGGAGGGGAACCUGCCCGUCAAUGCCCGCUGUGCCUCGUGUGACCGCAUGUGUGGCAGCGUCCGGAGGCUCCAGGAUUACAAAUGCCUCUGGUGCAAGGCCAUUAUUCACGGCACCUGCAGAGACCAGUUUUCCAAGAAGUGCCCCCUGGGCCAGUACCGCGUGUCCAUUCUGCCACCGACAGUUCUGAACUGCAUGGACUCAGAUGGGUUCUGGAAGGCCUCCUGCCCCGGUGCCUGCUCCAGCCCUCUGCUCGCCUUUGUCAAUUCCAAGAGCGGCGACAACCAAGGGGUUCGCUUCCUCCGGAAAUUCAAGCAGUUCCUGAACCCGGCACAAGUGUUCGACCUGAUGAACGGGGGCCCUCACCUGGGGCUCCGCCUGUUCCAGAGAUUCUCCACCUUCCGGAUCCUAGUGUGUGGUGGAGAUGGCAGCGUGGGCUGGGUUCUCUCUGAAAUUGACACUCUUGGAUUACACAAACAGUGCCAGCUUGGGGUCCUGCCCCUAGGGACGGGCAAUGACCUGGCCCGCGUGCUGGGCUGGGGAAGCCUGUGUGAUGAUGACACUCAGCUCCUGCAGAUUCUGGAGAAGAUGGAGCGGGCCACAACCAAGAUGCUGGACAGGUGGAGCGUCCUGACCUGGGAGGCCCCCGGGGGAGUGCUGACCCGUAGGGCCGGACAGGGGCCGUUCCCCUGGGAAUCUGCCCCCGAUGGAGCGUUCCCCCCUCAGGGCAGCUCUGGGACCUCUGAGGCUGGGCCAAGGCAGAUGCUGGGCCAAGAGGCAGAGCUGGGGGCCGGCCUUGGCUCCGGGAUGUGCGGGCAAGGCCGAGGAGGAUGUGGCAGAGCGGGGCUAAUGGGCUCGGGGGAAGAGCGGUCACAGCCGGUAACCCAAGCACGGCUAACUGCCGGAGCUAAAUACUGGGCCACGGCCAAGGCCUCGGGCACCUGGAGACAUGGGAAAGAUGCCCCCAUGGAGCCCUGGUGCUUCCUGCUGAGGCUGAUGGAGCCAAACACGAUGUUGCCCCAUAAUGCCAUGUCAGCCGGCUUUCUGAGCAGCGACCUCGAUGAGUUUGUGGUUGAAGCUGGCAGGGCCAGGGGGAGGACCACAGAGAAGAAGUGGGAGGCAGAAGGUCCCCGCCUGACCUUGCCACCCCUGGCCGAUCCUGUGACUUGCACAUGGUGCAAGAAGACAAGGUUUCCCGGCUCGUGGCGCUUGGGCCGGAGGGGCAGGGAUGGGCUGUGGUGUGCUCGGGAUGACGACCGGAGCUGGCUCGCCACCAGCACACCCACUGUGACCCUACAUAGCUGCACAAACCAGGCACGUGUGGGCAAGCUCGAGGAGGAUUGCACCCCGGUGAGCAACAGAACUGACAUGCUGAUUCGGGAGCUGGAGAUGGAGCCCCCGGCCGCCACAGGCUACCUGGAGAGCGCCCCGCUGGCCGCCCCGGCCGCCGAGGAAGAGGAUGAGGGCGACGAGGAUGACUUUGAAGGGGGAGCCGUGGGGGGCGUCCCCGCGGAGGUCUGCCAGCCCUCCAGCCUGGUGCCCCCAGCCUUCAGAUCCAAGGACCAGAUGGUGCUGAGAGCUAACAGCCUGAAGAAAGCCUUGAGGCAGAUCAUUGAGCAGUCAGAACAAGAUUCCCGCCGAGACACCUUGUCAUCCACCGCGUCGUCCGUCUUUCUGGACCAACCCGAUGACUCGAGCUCGAGCAACUUUGCCGAGGAGCCCGUCACCAUCCAAUUCUCGGAAAAGUGCGUGAUGAAUAACUACUUCGGCAUCGGUCUGGAUGCAAAGAUUUCUCUGGAGUUUAACAACAAAAGGGAUGAACACCCCAAGAAAUGCAGCAGCCGCACCAAGAACAUGAUGUGGUACGGGGUGCUGGGAACCAAGGAACUCCUGCAGCGAACCUACAAGAACCUGGAGCAGCGGGUGCAGCUGGAGUGUGACGGGGAAGUCAUGGCCUUGCCGAGUCUGCAGGGAAUUGCCGUGCUCAACAUCCCCAGCUAUGCAGGGGGCAUCAACUUCUGGGGCGGAACCAAGGAAGACAACAACUUUGGAGCGCCUUCUUUUGACGACAAGAAGCUGGAGGUGGUGGCAGUGUUUGGCAGCAUCCAAAUGGCUGUGUCCCGAGUGAUUAACCUUCAACAUCACCGCAUUGCCCAGUGCCGUGUGGUCAAGAUCACCAUCUGUGGUGACGAGGGGGUCCCCGUGCAAGUGGAUGGAGAGGCCUGGGUCCAGCCCCCGGGUAUCAUCAAGAUUCAGCACAAGAACAGAGCCCAGAUGCUGACCAGAGACCGGGCUUUCGAGAGUACCCUCAAGUCAUGGGAAGAUAAGCAGAAAGGGGAAAGCUACCGAUCAGUCCGACCCCGGCUCAACUCCCAGCAGUCCAUGGAGUACCUCACCGAGGACGAAUACAGACUGUUGCAGCGCUUCGCCCGUUCUGCCGACAUCCUCAUCACCAGGAUCCGAGAAGUGGCCAAGAUCCACAAGGCCAUAGAACAGGAGCUAGCCCACUCGGUGAACGGCUGUGCCUCGGCCCUGACCGAAGUGCUGCCCAGCAAACGCAGCGGCAGCAGCCCCGAGAGCCUGAGCAGAAACUCGGCUGUGGAAGUUUCAAUUAGUGUGAAAGCCUUGUACAACGAAGCUAGAGCUUACGUGGAAGGGAAGCUGCAGCUGGACAGCCCCCGGCGGGAGGAGGGGCUGCAGGUUGCCUUAGCCAAUGUCAGCCAGGAGCUGGAGAAAGUGUCUGAAAUCCAUUGGAUGGCACCCAUCCUCAAUGCUGUCACUGAAGAGGUGAGUGUUCCUUCUUGACGGAGCCCCAAAAGAACAGGGUGACUGAAAGCUGUGGGGCUUCCUUCAC
Antechinus flavipes (yellow-footed antechinus) is the source of this 3604-nucleotide messenger RNA. It is a transcript of the gene DGKK, whose product is annotated as diacylglycerol kinase kappa. The record is from RefSeq and is a predicted model, not a curated record. The transcript has 25 exons. Bases 1 to 3555 code for a protein of 1184 amino acids. Gene Ontology annotation, molecular function: ATP-dependent diacylglycerol kinase activity. Lineage: Eukaryota; Metazoa; Chordata; Mammalia; Dasyuromorphia; Dasyuridae. Gene Ontology annotation, biological process: intracellular signal transduction; lipid phosphorylation; diacylglycerol metabolic process.